Molecule: messenger RNA, 2904 nt
Organism: Ostrea edulis (European flat oyster)
Lineage: Eukaryota; Metazoa; Mollusca; Bivalvia; Ostreida; Ostreidae
Product: acetylcholine receptor subunit alpha-like
Exons: 8
Coding region: 637-2271 (544 amino acids)
Biological process (GO): monoatomic ion transmembrane transport; regulation of membrane potential; nervous system process
Cellular component (GO): postsynaptic membrane; neuron projection; synapse
Molecular function (GO): acetylcholine-gated monoatomic cation-selective channel activity; transmembrane signaling receptor activity
Source: RefSeq, a predicted model, not a curated record
GAGGACUUAAGAAGGAAGUUUCAGUGAAUCAACCGACACUGAUAGCCUUGAUCGAGUACGGAGGAUUGAUUUUUAAGGUUGUUGGAGACAAGCAGUUUAUUGACAAUCCUCAUUAAAAACCUGGAAGUAUCCGAACGUCGAAGAUGUUGUUAACUUAAACAUAAAAACUCGCUGUGGGAAAAGUAGGCACUCUAAUACAAGGUAAAUAUCAAUGAGUGUUAUUUUAAAGAAGACUUUAAAUUAUAUUGAUUCUUGAAGGCACAGUAGUGUUUUCAAAACAGGAUUGCAAUUUCUUCGAUAUGUUGAGGAGAAAACAAUAUAAAGCCACGUAUCAAUGAAUAGAUGUGCUGUGAUUAACUCAUUUAUCAGUUAUAGUCGUGUGACUGAAUGAAACGCUGCAGCAGUUUGUAAUAGGAAAACGUCUGCGCUCUGAAACCUUCUUUCGCUGCAACCAAAAGGAACAGGAACAAUACGAACGAUUAACAGUAACCAACCAAAAAGCUAAGUCUGGUGACAUCGCUUUUCUUCCGAACGUGUAGGAAUCGAUACAGACGGCUACAAACGGGAGUACAUUUCAUGCGUUCCAAAGCCCAAACCUGAAACCGAAGUGUGACUGGAAUAGGCGAGGCAGACCGCAUGUCUUCAAUUUUAUUGGAUAAAGCAUGUCGUACGUCAUUCAUUAAGAAGAAGAUUUCAAAGCAACAACUUAUUCAUGAAGACUACACAAUGGAACGUGUUGGUCAGCCUGUAGGAUUCCAUAGAGGCCUUUUAAUUGUGUACAUGCUCUUGGCAGGUCACUCAACAUUGAUUUCGUUGGUGGAAGCCAAUGCCAACCAUUCUUUUACCUUGGUGUCCAAAGAGAAACAGCUGAUCAAGUUUCUACUGGAUCGGUAUGCAGAGUUUGGGCGUAUUGGCAGACCCGUUAUUAACACAUCAGAGAUCAUUACAGUCAAUUUUGGUCUUUCUCUGAUCCAAAUUCUGAGAGUGGACGAGAAGAAUCAGGUCUUAGAAACCAAUGUCUGGGAGACCUUUACUUGGAAAGAUGCACUGCUGACAUGGAAUCCAGAUGACCAUGAGGGAAUUAAAAAAAUCCGCGUUCCAUCGGACUUAGUGUGGAUCCCGGAUCUCAAACUUUACAAUUUUGCGGACCCGCGGUUAAAAGAACAGCGAGAAACACUAGUUGUCGUGGAAUCGGACGGAUCUACUCUAUGGAUGCCACAAGCUAUUCUUCGCAGCAACUGUCCAUUCAGUACAACCUACUUUCCUUUUGACACACAGACGUGCAAACUGAAAUUUGGUUCCUGGUCAUACGAUGGAACCCAGCUGGACCUGGAGUUCUUUCAGGGCGUUCAUCAAAUGUCUCUUACGGAUUAUCUCAGUGCGACAGAGUGGGAUAUCAUUGACAAUUUUGCAAACAAAACAGAAUUUUUCUAUGAAUGUUGCCCAAAUCAGCCGUAUCCAGACCUGACCUUCUAUGUUCAGAUAAAGAGAAAGGUUGCCUUUUACUCGUUCAUUUUAAUUUUGCCAUGUGCUUUGUUGUCUUUACUGACAUUAGUGAUAUUCUGGGUACCACCCGAGUCUCCUGCAAAAUUAGUUCUUGGAAUGAAUGUAUUUGUUGCCUUUUUCGUCUUGCUAUUACUGUUGGCAGAAUCAACACCUAAAGCUGCGGAAAGUGUUCCAUUGAUUGGAACGUACUUCUGUCUCAGCAUGAUAAUGAUCACCCUUUCCACAAUCCUAUCCGUCAUAGUGACAAACAUGUUCUUCCGAGGUGUUCGUAUCAACCGGGCACCUGCUUGGCUUCGCACGUUUAUGAUCGAUAUUGUUGCCCGGAUAUUUUUCAUCCGAAGCAUGCUAAUUGAGGACCAGCUGAUGGAAUCGUCACAAAAAGUAGUAUGUUCUCAAGUUCGUCUUCUGAAUGACGGGAAAGAGGAGCAGACGUUUAGGCUGCCCAAACCCCCUUCUAUGCAAAACACAGGACUCCAGCAGAAUUCGGGCCUGCCACAAAUGUUUGAACAAAACAAUUUUCAUACAAAUCCUGAUAGCAACGAAAACGACAGGCUUGGUAUACUCAAAUCCAGUCUGGCAACUGACCUUCGUAAAAUUCGUGAAAUUCUGGAAUAUCACAAGGACAAAAAAGAAAAGGCAGAGAAGAAAGAGAAAUAUCUAAGAGAGUGGCGGGUUAUCUGUUGCGUCACCGACCGCUUGUUCUUCCUGUUGUAUGUUUUAAUCAACGUCACGAUGAUCAUUGUCAUUUUCUACGGAAUCAAUUGAAAGUUGAAUGCCAUCCUUCUUUAAUAGUAUUACUAAUCAGUUUGUGGUAAUUUGUGUGUGUGUGUGUUCUAUUAUGCAUUAGGGAUGGGGUUAAUUAUACACCUAUGUAAUUGAAUUAAUAUUACAAUUAUUUUACCAAAACUUUCCUUUAAAUUACAAUUACUACCAUCUAAAGGUGCGAUUAAUCAAAUUACAAUUAUUUUACUGAAGUAAUUGAUUAUAUCACAAAUUACAUUUCUAUCAGUUUUCAAAAUUUAAUUCGUGGAUAUUAUAAUAAUAGAAAUGGACAACAGAUCUUCAGCCAUUGUAAUGUCCUGUUGUCUAAAGUCUCCGUGGUGUAUCAGACCCGGGUUUUCUCUGAAAUACAGUAACAGUGAAAGAUUCAAAAUCUAAUUACGUCAUUUAAACAUGAAAUAAAAAUUCAAUAUUUACCAUCAUAUCAAUUCUAAUACAUUAAUUUCCCUUUGGUUACCCUAAAUUAAUUUUCAUGACGAAUUAAAAAUAUAAUGAAUUUGUGCGUCACAAAAUCAGAUACCACUUCCCCGCCUCCUGGUAUAAUGGAAUACAUUCGAUGCACUUAACCUUGAAAAUUUCUGCCCUGGGAAUUAGGGGGUACCUCAAAAUGCUUAAACC